Messenger RNA from Naumovozyma castellii, 1485 nucleotides. RefSeq lists its product as uncharacterized. The record is from RefSeq and is a predicted model, not a curated record. Bases 1 to 1485 code for a protein of 494 amino acids. NCBI's taxonomy places the organism in Eukaryota, Fungi, Ascomycota, Saccharomycetes, Saccharomycetales, Saccharomycetaceae. The transcript has a single exon.
AUGGACACAUUCCACAAUUCAAAGAGAAGCUCCAUAUCCUUCGGAAGCUCUCAAAGACAUCCAACAAGCAAAUACUUAACUAGUCCCUAUAAGAACAAUGGCGGAAGCAGUAACACUGGAAGCACUGGUCUCAUAGAUAAGAGCAUAACAGAGGAGGAUAAUUCAAGAUUGUACACCAAAGUGAGGUUACCCUUGUAUUCACCGUUGGAUUUUUCACAUCCAAUGUUCUCCCCAGCUUUAGCACAAGUCCAACAGGCGAGGAACUACACUACAUUGAACCCACCAAAUAGUACCAUAUGCGAAUAUGAGGGACAUUUUCCCCUAUUUGGAUUGGAUUGGAGUAAUGACGAUUUUGUUUGUGUGAGCUCAUACAAGGAGGAUAGCAGAAAUAAACUACAAUUGUUACACUCUCCUGAUUUGUUAACUUGGGAUAAGAUAGCCGAAUGUAACGUUACUUACUCAAUAAGUAACAUUCAAUGGUUACCUUCCCACGUGAACCCAAGAAAGAUUGCGACAAGUUCUGAGUCGUUGAGAAUAUGGUCGUUUAAUGAUGAGGAAAAUACCAUACAGGAGCAAAUUAAUCUUUCCCUUUGUAAGUAUAAUAAACAACAUCACCACCAGCAACAACCCGCACCAUCUGAGACACCAGGUGGUACAGUCAUUGAUCCCUUAUCUAAUAGUGUCUUGGGUGAAUUGCCUCCAAUAACAUCUUUCCAUUGGAACCCCAUAGAUACAAAUCUAUUAAUUUCCAGCUCCAUAGAUACAACAUGCAUAGUUUGGGAUUUACAAAGUAGCAAUUAUGUGAAGACACAAUUAAUUGCACAUGAUAGUGAGGUUUAUGAUGUUAGAUUCUUGACUCAAUCUACUCAACUCUUUGCUAGUUGUGGUGGAGAUGGUAGUGUUAGAGUAUUUGACUUGAGAAGUUUGGCACAUUCUACAAUCAUAUAUGAGCCUCCGGUGUCAGAUUUAAAUCCUGAUACAUCUCAGUUUGCUUUGUUGAGACUAGAACCAUCCCCUCAUGAUCCUAAUGUUAUGGCUACGUUCGCCGCUGAUUCAAAUAAGAUUCUAAUAUUGGAUAUGAGGAACCCUGAAUCACCAUUGAUGAUACUGGAGGGGCAUUCCGCUUCAGUGAAUCAAAUUAAAUGGCACCCAAUAAAGAGAAAUGUCCUCCUAUCAGGUGGUGACGAUUGUCAAGUCCUGUACUGGGACUUAAAUAAAUGUACAGCGUCUAGCGACCCCGUUGCAACAACAAAAGAUGACGAUAUAGCAAUGGAUGAAGAACAAGGAUAUCCUGUCACGACGCCAACGGAGCCACAGAAUACUGGAAGAACCGCAAAAACGUUACCCGUUAGAGUGGAUACGCCGACUUUAUGUUAUACAAAUAAUAAAAACCAAGAGAUUAAUAAUAUUGUAUGGAGACCUCAGAGAGGAGAUUGGUUUGGAUACGUUAGUGGAAGGAGUUUCCAAAAUGUUAGAGUAUCCUAA